CAAAGCUUCAAGUCGGACUUUAGUGAACGGAUGUACUGUCAGUUCACUGAAAAAAAGAAUUAAGAAAAUUUAACCUUCUCUGGAAUUGGAAAAUAAUAUUUUUAUAAAAACCGGUGGAAGCAACAAACAACAUUAAUUAAUAUGAGCUGUAAUCAUCUGUUGAUUAGCCAUAAGCCGGCACUGCUUUUAUUAUUUUGUAUAUUGGUUCCGUCGGUACUCUCAAACACUGCCUUUCUCAUACCGCCGAAGAGUCAACAUUUCUAUGAGCUGACUAAUGUUGUGUCUAUGCACGAUUUGCAACGUUCCAAUGCCGAAGAAGCAAGCUAUAUUUUUCGUGCGCAAUUGAAAGUGAAUUCUGUGUGGAAUACAGAAAAGGAACAAUUGCUGGAAGUUUUUAUUACAUAUUCCAAAGUCAGUGCGCCGUCUAAAGCGCGAAAAUCAAGUAUUACUGCUGAAAUAACAAAAAUACCAGAUCGCCCAUUCUAUGUCAGUCUCAUCAAUGGCAAACCCAACAAAGUGAUAGCUCAUACGUCGCGUGAUCAAUCGCUAUUGAAUUUGGAACGUGGUUUCGCUUCACUCUUACAAUUAGAAUAUGAAAAUGGACCUGUUACAGAGGUGGAUGUGUCAGGCAAGUGUAAUGCAUUUUACGCUGUCAAGUCUUCCACACACAUCGAGAAAAUCAAAACAGAUUGUUCACAUUGGGAUCUAAAAGUUAACUACAGAGCAGAGAAAGCAUUGAGCAUAUCUCAAGUAUCACAGGAAAUUGUGGAAUACGAAUUGAGCGCAGAUGGUGGACUUAUGCAAGCAAUUUCAUCGGAAAAACAUCGCAUAGCUUUGGCUUCAAAACCAGAUGUGGGCAGUGAAGUGAGCGCUAAAUUUAGCCUAACACAUCUUGUAGAGAGCUCAGAUUUGGUGAAACAAUUAGAAUUUGCUACACUUGAUGAAGCGAUUAACAGUUUGCUGGAGUGGUAUCGUGUUUUCGAUAUCGAAGCAGAUGUGGAUGGUGCCAUAAGCGAAAUUAAAGAUACCACUCUUAAGGCUGAAAUCAAGAGGUUAAGCCCUGAACUUUACAGUGAAAAUGUGGGUAAACAAGCACUGGCGCUUGUCAUUGCUGAACUAUUGCCCCUCGCACGCAUCACCAAACAAACUGAGUUCAACGAAAUCUUUGAAGCCAACCCUGAUUCCGUUAAACCCUUGAUUGAUUUACUCGCCGCCGUACAAACUAUCGAAGCGCACAAUGCCAUAAUAGAAUUAUACAAGUUUGAUGUUGAGGAUGAUGUCGAGUUUUUAGAGCAAUAUUUACAGUCGCUCGCAGUUGGCACACACCCGGAUCGUGCUAUUAUUGAAGAUCUAUUCAUGCGCUUGCAGCCAAGUGCUGACGUCAAUGCAAAUAUCACAAAUGAUAAACUUCGCGAUACGGUUAUACAAACAGUGGCAGCACUCACACGUCAGUCCGGCUUUGAUGCCAACGAUUCAUUAUUAAAAAGUAUACGCCAAUUUAUGUUGGAUAAUCUUAGUGAGAAGUGCAAAGAGAUUGAUUGUAAAGUUACCUACAUACGUGCACUGCAAAAUCUACAAGAUGUUAACACAUUACCAACACUUUUCAGCAGCGCCUUAAAUGGUGAUGUAUCGGAAUCUGUUGCCGCUUUACAAGCAUUAAAAAGUUUCCCCAUUGCAAGUUUCAACGAGAAACAUCGUAGUAGUUUUGCCGAAAUUUUCUACCAAACAAAACGUAAAUUCGAUACCACAGCACGUGUCUUCGCCUUGGAUAUACUGCUGGCGCUUAAGCCCACCAAGGACCAGUUAAAUGAAUUGCUCAAUUAUCUGAAUUCUAAUGAUCGUCAUUUCGAAGUUAAAACUUUUGUCAUACAAAAACUCCGAAUGAUUGCCGAUCAUUGCUCACGUUUUAGAGCAUUGCUAAAAUCGUGCUUAGCAGAACUACCGGAAGUAAAUAAUUAUCAUGUGAUUGGACAAAAAGGACUGACAACCGUAUUGACGCGCGAGCUUUCCAAAUCGCCAGCAUUCAACGAAUCGCUGUUAAGUGUUCAGGAGAUCUAUCAGGGUGUGUUGAAACGUGGCACCGUUGAGCUGCUCUUGGGUGCGGGCCAAGACGAAUUUAGCAGUUUCAAGAUCGGUCUCUACACCAACGGUCUAGCAUCAUUUGUGGGGGACUCAGAUGAGGAGUCAGAGGAUGAAGCUGAAGAUGAUGCGCCCGUCAAUGCUGGCAUGGAAAUUUCUGUGCAAGGUGUACUUUUACGUCCACUCGUCUUCUUCACCGGCCAAGGUGAACUGAUGGCUCAUGUUUGGAGUGGCACUGCCUCUGAACCUACACCAGCUUACCAAGCGACCGUUUUGGCGGAAGAUCAUGAGCACUAUGUUAUAUUAUCAUCAGGCGUCACAGUUUAUUUCCGUGUAAUAGGCACACGUUCGAUUGACUUAAAUGGCAAAGUCGAGUUUAGUUUGUGGAAUCGGAAUGCAAACACGGAAAUCAAUCAAAACAUUGGUGCGGCAAUUAUUGGUAACAUGGUGGCCGGUUUCACUUAUGCCAAGGUAGAGAAUAAAUUUACGGUGACCAACGAGCCGCGUUUAAAACUGCAGGCCGAUCUUGAUUUCUAUUCAGGCGUGAAGUUAUGCAUGAAAUUGCAGAGACCAGAUAUGCUGCUGAACUUGUCAAAUACUAAAUCGGUUUAUCUGACACCAAACGCUUACUAUAAACAUAUCCGAACGAAAUCCACACAGAAACUUGCAGGUCGCACUUUGGCUUUAAACCAGAAGAAUAACGAGAUGUGCAAUAUUAUCUCUGGCGAAUAAAAGAUAUUACAAUAGCUUCGACAUACUGGAACCAAUGCAUUUUUAAUACUCAAAGCUCUCUGUCCUUAUUAAUAAUGGUUACAUUGUGAAUCUCAUGUGCAAAAUAUAUGUGUAUAUCAUUGAACCGCCUUGAUAUUCUUCGCACAAAGUGUUUAGAUGAAGUAAAUUGUUUGCAUUUGUAAUGGAACAUUAUGUUAACAGCUUUUAUAGACAAUAAAUAAAGAUAUAUAAUAUUUUUUUACACAA
Molecule: messenger RNA, 3057 nt
Organism: Ceratitis capitata (Mediterranean fruit fly)
Lineage: Eukaryota; Metazoa; Arthropoda; Insecta; Diptera; Tephritidae
Gene: Mtp
Product: microsomal triglyceride transfer protein large subunit
Exons: 7
Coding region: 142-2811 (889 amino acids)
Biological process (GO): lipoprotein metabolic process; lipid transport
Cellular component (GO): Golgi apparatus; endoplasmic reticulum; basolateral plasma membrane
Molecular function (GO): lipid binding
Source: RefSeq, a predicted model, not a curated record